Silurus meridionalis is the source of this 3269-nucleotide messenger RNA. It is a transcript of the gene firrm, whose product is annotated as chromosome 23 C1orf112 homolog. Lineage: Eukaryota; Metazoa; Chordata; Actinopteri; Siluriformes; Siluridae. The record is from RefSeq and is a predicted model, not a curated record. The coding region runs from base 370 to 3093 and encodes 907 amino acids. The transcript is spliced from 25 exons.
GUUAGAUAUAGUGCAGAUUUUUUUUAUGCAAAACGAUUGUUAUUUUCAAGCAACAUUUAGCAUAUAUUUCCAAGCGAAAAUAUCACACAUACAGUCACACAUACACUCUCACGCACACACUUACACACCCCUCUCAUGGUGGCUGAAUGGACUCGUCCGCAGUGCCUGGAGUAGAGGGGGGCAAUUUGAACCACGAAGUGACGCUGGUUUGUUUACAGCGUUUAUAGUAGUAAUAAUAAUAACAAUAAUAUAUUUUUAUUUUUACAUAUUAUUACAUAUUUGAUCAGGUCUCGUUAUGCUUUAAUGACACACAGACAGACACACAGACAGACAGACAGACACCCACCCACCUCUUUAUAGGUUCCGGCGAUGUCUCAAACAACACUUUUAGAGGAGGUGAUGCAGUGGAGCCCGGAUACAUGUGAACAACAGCUGAAGGAGGUCUUGCCCAGACUUCUCUCCAUUCAUCAGAACACGAACAGCUGGAAUGAGCACACCAAUGUUCUACAGAUUAUUGUAGACAUGUUCCUUCCCCAUGUCCCUCCAUCAGAACUCGAGGAAGAAUGUUUCUCCAAAAUCCUGCCUAAGGUUGAGGUGAUGUUCACUGGAUUUCUGGAGGAGAUUGCCAGGCAUAUUGGAGACCUGACUAGCCAGAACCCGGAGCUACACACGUUCCUCAGGAGCAUUUUGCAGAUGAUGGUGAAGACACUGGAAGCGCUGUCUGCGUGCGUACGUCGCGUGUGUGUUCUCGGCGAGGCUACGUCCCUGGACUCUAUCCGCUCCCUUCCCCCUUGUGUCCUCCACGUCUUGAAGGACACCUUCCAGCACUGCAAGGAUAGUGAGGUUGUGUACGGUGGGAGACUGUCACUAGUAGGAGACCUGCUGCAGGGCCUGUUCAGAGAAGCCUACUCCCUCCAAAAGGGCCUGAUGGAGCUGCUGGAUAAGAUCAGCCUGGAGAACAAUGCCUCUGAAGAAGAAAUAUCUGAUCUAGUCACAGUGAUUCACACGUUGCUGGACAUAUGCACAGUCAUAUCUGAUCUGGAUAUUGCUUUGCAUGCUAACACAUGGAGGUUUAUCAUCAAGCAAAGCGUGAAGUACCAGUCUCUGGUGGAGGAGCGACUGCGACACAGCGACCUCGUACCGUGUUUGUGUGAGGACCUGCUGUCCUCGGUGCGGAAUUCUCUGGAGAUAGCCGAGCAGAUGCAACAGUCGGAUUUGAAGGAAUUUGUGAGGUGCACCGAAUACAAGGUUUUUCAGAAAACCACAAAAAUGUGCAGAUUUUUUGCCAACACUUUGGUCCAUUACAUAAAGGAAUUUAACCCAUUUCUUUCAAAGUUCUGUGGUCGUUUUCACCUGCUGUACCUGCAAGUCCUCAGUAAAUUUCCUCCUUGUGCCUCUGCCCCGUCUGUGCCCAUUGGCCUGGUUGAAGAGUUGAGCAGUGUGGUUUUGGUUCCCCUGGAUGCUAUGCUGACACAGCUUUUACCCAUGAGGUCUUUUGUCGAGUGCGUUCUGACCCCGGCCCAGAAGAACAGUCCAGAGCUCGCUCUGCCACAGUGUCUCCUGCUGGUGAACGUGUUGGCGAAGCUCGGCACCCAGACAGACGAGACGCUGUGUCUCUGGUACGAUGGCAGUCAGUUCUCAGAGGAAACACACAGGCUGUCCAUCUUUGAGGCGGUUUUUCUGAGUUUCCGUCACUGCCUGGUAGAGCGGACUGUUCCUGUACGGUUGCCUGGGGUGAUGAUUCACGGCCAGGCUCAGGCCACUGUAAGCCUGCACCAGCAUUUAUGUGUGUAUCUGUGUGGCUGUGUGGCAGCACUGCCUGCUCAACACUUCCCGAAGCUGGAGCGGUCAUUGUUGGGCGCUGUGCUCCAGUCAGACACCCAGGCAGCCAUAUUAGCCACUGACAUCUGGUGCUUCCUGGCACGAUUUGGUACGGCUGAGUUGUGUCUACACCACGUUCUCCUCACAGCUCACCUGAUAAAGUCAUGCCCAAGUGUGAACGGUCAACUGACUCAUUUGGGUUUGUUGCUACGACGCCUGAUAUUUCUUAUGACUCCAAGCCACCAGUUGGAGUUUGUUGAAAGCUUCUCACCAUCUCGGGAUGAGAACUUGUGUGUGUGGAGUCACGUUCUGCUCAGUAGUCUGUGCUCGAAUGCUCGUGCUCGUGUGGAGAGGGAUUUAUUGAGCAGGGCCCGAGCGGCUCUGGAUGCCUGGCAUGGUGCAGGCUACAGACUGAGGAACAUACUCCCACUGAACAAGGCAUUGAGUUGUUUAUUGGUGGUGGUUCGAGGGGAGCCUGUGCACACUGAAACCAUGACAACAACACUAAAUAUCAUUCAUCAGAUGUGGACUCGCAUGGAUGCUGUCCAGGUUCAGAGCCAUCCUUCUCUUCAGUGCACCCUCAAGCUGCUUCUGUCCAUUUCAGGGAAGUUGAUCAAAGGUCUAGAACCACAGGCUAUAGUUCAGGGAUUUUCCUGUCUCACUGGCUUGAAUCUCCACAAAUGCAACGAGGACUUGGUGCUGGCUGCUUUGGAUUAUUUGGCCUCCAUGGGGAAAGUAUUUGUUCCUUGUGAUAUUCAGUUCCAGGUGCUGCCCAAACUCAGCGCUCUGUUCAGCACGUUGCUGAGUCACGAGUCUUGGCUGCUCCAUCAGCACACACUGGAGGCCUUUGGCACUUUUGCUGAGGCCACCAGUCAUGAAGAGAUCAUUUCUCAAAGUCUGAGCACAGAGGAGAUAAAGAGCAAAGUGGUGAACUUUCUCAGCAAAGUCAUCCCAAGCCAACAGCAGGCUGCAGGGGUCCAUAUGGAGAGACUGAGGGCUGAAGCAGCUGUGAUAGAAAGACACAAUGAUAGACUGGAGAGCGGAGAAAAGAUGUCUGCUGAAAUAUCUGAGCCAUGUGCCAAGCGGCCACGCCAGGAGACCAGUAAACAGGACGAGUAUGAGCGCUACCUCCAGGCAGCCGAAAGCGCUCUGAGGGCACUGCAGGCUAUCGGGGGUGAAGCUUCAUCAGUUCCACAAUGGGUAACGCCAAGACUGCAGGACUUACAAACUCUUAUCUCACAAAUCAGCAGUACUGCAUCCCAGCCACCCUGAUAAGGGUGCUACAAUGCAGCACAGCAACUUGUCCUGGUUCUCACACACUCCUGCCAAUUUCAGUGGUAGGUAACGGGGAUUAGGGCAAGAGCACUUUUUUUUUUUUUUAAAUCUUUAUUUAAUUUUAUGAAUGUAAUGUCUCUAGUGUUUGUACAUUAAAUGCAUCCUUCACUCAA